AUAAAAAGCAGUCCUCACAAAUGGCGACACUUCUCGCCUCCAUCUCACCCGCACGCCUCUCCGCCUCCGCCUCCCACCUCCUCCGCGCGCUGCCCCGCAUCCGCCUCCGCCGCCCGCUCGCGUCGGCGCCCCGCAUGUCCUCCUCCUCCUCCUCCACCACCGCGGCCUCCCCCGCCGCUGCCGCCGCCGACGGUGGCGGUACCGGCGAGAAGCCCGUGGCGGCGCCGUACGGAUCCUGGAGGUCGCCCAUCACCGCCGAUGUUGUCUCCGGCGCCGACAAGCGGCUGGGAGGGAUCGCCCUCGCCGGUGACGGGCGCCUCCUCUGGAUCGAGGGCCGGCCCGAGGAGAAAGGGCGUAUGGUUAUAGUCAAGGAGGAUGAUAAGCCUGUGGAUAUCAUACCUCAAGAAUUUGCAGCACGUACUCUAGCUCAAGAAUAUGGAGGUGGUGCAUUUUCAGUCAAAGAUAAUGUUGUUGUGUUCUCAAACUACAAGGAUCAACGUCUGUACAAGCAAAGUACUAAAACUGGUGUGCCUGUGCCUCUUACACCCGAUUAUGGUGGGCCUGAUGUCAGUUAUGCUGAUGGAGUCUUUGAUCCUCACUUCAGCCGUUAUGUUACCGUGAUAGAAGACCGUCGAAAGAGUAGCUUGAAUCCCACCACAACAAUCGCAGCUAUAAGCUUGAGUAAUGGGGUUGUUCAGGAACCAAAGGUGCUGAUUAGUGGCAAUGACUUCUAUGCUUUUCCUCGUAUUGACCAUAAUAACAAGCGUAUGGCAUGGAUAGAGUGGAGUCAUCCAAAUAUGCCCUGGGAUAAGUCAGAACUUUGGGUUGGCUACUUCUCUGAAAGCGGAGACUUGACCAAACGGGUCUGUGUUGCUGGUAGCAAUCCAAUGUUAGUGGAGUCCCCAACUGAGCCUAAAUGGUCUCCAAAAGGCGAAUUGUUUUUCCUAACUGAUAGAGGGAGUGGAUUUUGGAACAUCUAUAAAUGGGUUGAGCACACCAACGAGGUUAUUUCAGUUUACACGCUAGAUGCUGAGUUCACAAGGCCAUUGUGGGUUUUUGGUAUCAGCUCUUAUGGUUUUCUUGGUGAAAGCAAUCACAUUGUUUUCAGCUACAGGCAGCAUGGAAGGUCAUAUCUUGGUGUUCUGGACUCUGAUAUAGGUUCUGUUUCAUUGCUUGACACCCCCUUCACUGAUUUAUCCAAUGUGGUUACUGGAAAUGAUUACUUCUAUAUUGAAGGUGCAUCUGCAACUGUUCCAAUGUCAAUCGCAAAGGUAGCUUUAAAUGAGGACAGAACAAAAGUAGUUAGUUUCUCAAUAAUUUGGUCAUCCUCAUCAGAUGUUGUACAAUAUAGUUCUUUCUUCAGUGCACCAGAAUUUGUUGAGUUUUCAACAUCCAGCACCGGCCAGAAAGCUUAUGCAUAUUUCUACCCACCUUCAAACCCAAAUUUUCAAGGUUUGCCAGACGAAAAACCUCCAUUGCUUGUCAAAACACAUGGAGGACCAACAGCAGAAACACGUGGAAUUCUGGACCUGAGUGUUCAGUAUUGGACAAGUCGAGGAUGGGCAUAUCUUGAUGUUAACUAUGGGGGAAGCACUGGUUUUGGGAGGGAGUAUCGAGAGAGGCUAUUGGGGAAAUGGGGUAUCGUCGAUGUUGAUGAUUGUUGCAGCUGUGCAAGAGUCCUGGUGGAGAGUGGGAAAGUAGAUGAGCGACGCCUUUGUAUUACUGGGCGAUCAGCAGGUGGGUACACUACGUUAGCUUCACUCGCAUUCAGGGACACAUUCAAGGCUGGAGCUUCUUUGUAUGGUAUUGGUGACUUAUCUUUGUUGAGAGCAGAGACACACAAAUUCGAGUCUCACUAUACUGACAAUCUUGUAGGAAAUGAAAAUGCUUACUAUGAGAGAUCACCGAUCAACUUUGUUGACAAAUUUACAUGUCCAGUUAUUUUGUUUCAAGGCUUGGAUGAUAAGGUAGUCCCACCAGAUCAGGCACGCAAAAUAUACAAGGCCUUAAAAGAGAAAGGUUUGCCUGUUGCCUUGGUGGAAUACGAAGGAGAGCAGCAUGGUUUCCGCAAGGCUGAGAACAUCAAGUUUACUUUGGAGCAGCAGAUGGUGUUCUUUGCUCGAUUAGUCGGGAAUUUUAAGGUGGCAGAUGAUAUAACUCCAAUCAAGAUCGAAAACUUUGACUGAUCGCUCGAAGAAAGUGUAGCAGUAGCUUACAUUUCGUGGAACAUGACCUCUUACAGUUUGCAUCUGUUUGAAUUGUCCAUGUACUCCGACUAAAUGUUCAUUAAAAUCAAUCAAUGUUGGAGUCUGGGGCAAUGGAAUCGCAUAUUUGAGUUUCGGAAACUCCAGAAAUCGCCCAUAUUAGGCAACAGGAGACACAUCCAUACCUAACUUUAUUUUAAUAGACCAUUAUUUCUUCUGAGACAAGAGUCAUCUAUAACACAAACAUUCGGCCGGGUUUUUUU
Messenger RNA from Oryza sativa Japonica Group (Japanese rice), 2467 nucleotides. RefSeq names its product dipeptidyl-peptidase 5. The record is from RefSeq and is a predicted model, not a curated record. Gene Ontology annotation, molecular function: serine-type peptidase activity. Gene Ontology annotation, biological process: proteolysis. NCBI's taxonomy places the organism in Eukaryota, Viridiplantae, Streptophyta, Magnoliopsida, Poales, Poaceae.